AUGUUACACUCAAGAGCCGUUCGCAUUCUUACGAUCUUUUUCGCAACAGUUAAUAUCUCUUACGCCCUUCCACACCAUAAUACCAGAUCACCAUAUCCCCCCCCAACAACUUCACUAUUAAAUCGGCGAGCAACUGCGAUCGACUUUGUCGCCUAUGCAGCAGCAGGUAUUGAUCAGAUGCAGACAUAUUAUUCGGCAUCCACAGGUCUCUGGUCAAACGCAUGGUGGAACAGCGCAAACGCUCUCACCUUGCUCGCAGACUUCCAAGAAUACUUCCCUGAUAAAGCCAAACCGACGACAAACACGGUCUUUCCGACGACACUGAAGCAGGCUCCCGCCAACCUGGGUUUCGCAAGCUUCAUAAAUGGGUUUUAUGACGAUGAGCUCUGGUGGGUUCUUGCCUGGAUCAAAGUAUACGAUGUCACUGGCGAUACGACAUAUCUCGAUACGGCAGCAACACUGUUUGAAAACUCAAAGAUUGCAUGGGGUACAACUCCAGCAGCAUGCAAAGGCGGUCUUUGGUGGGACAAAGCACAUACCUCAGUGAACGCCGUAGCAAAUGCACUUUACAUUACUGCUGCGGCAAAGCUAGCCAAUCGUAGACCCAGCACCCCAUCUUCGGGGUAUUACUACGAUGAAGCUGUCAAGGCGACCACUUGGUUCAUGAACUCGGGGAUGAUCAACUCCCAAAAUCAAAUCAAUGACGGUCUCGACCUAGCUAAUAAUUGUGUAAACAACAAUGGCCCAGUUUUUACCUACAACCAAGGAAUAAUACUCAGCGGCCUGGUGGAGCUAACAUGGGCAAGUGGAGACGAUAGCUACAACGAGCUAGCCAACACCCUCGCGACGGCCACAAUCAGCAUUAUGACUGAUGCAAAUGGCAUCUUACAUGAGGCGUGCGAAUCAACUGGUGGCUGCGAUUCCAAUCUCCAACAAUUCAAAGGAAUCUUUGGUCGAAACAUACAGUUUCUGUACAACAGGGCGAAUAUUUUGCCAGCGAACACCAAGACAUUGUAUCAGAGCUUCUUGCAAACGAACGCCAAUGCCAUUUGGGCGAAUGAUCAAGUGGAUAACCAGUUAGGGUUGGUUUGGAGCGGCCCUUCCUCCUCGAUGGCGACGCUUCAGACGCAGAGCUCGGCUUUGGAUGCCAUCGUUGGAGCAGCCGCUGUCUCUUGA
Molecule: messenger RNA, 1176 nt
Organism: Lachnellula hyalina
Lineage: Eukaryota; Fungi; Ascomycota; Leotiomycetes; Helotiales; Lachnaceae
Product: Mannan endo-1,6-alpha-mannosidase
Exons: 3
Coding region: 1-1176 (391 amino acids)
Biological process (GO): carbohydrate catabolic process
Molecular function (GO): mannan endo-1,6-alpha-mannosidase activity
Source: RefSeq, a predicted model, not a curated record